Molecule: messenger RNA, 2413 nt
Organism: Cynoglossus semilaevis (tongue sole)
Lineage: Eukaryota; Metazoa; Chordata; Actinopteri; Pleuronectiformes; Cynoglossidae
Gene: hspa13
Product: heat shock protein 70 family, member 13
Exons: 5
Coding region: 572-1888 (438 amino acids)
Molecular function (GO): ATP binding; ATP-dependent protein folding chaperone
Source: RefSeq, a predicted model, not a curated record
CUAAUUUUAGGUCAUUUUUUCACUUUUUCCUUCCGUUUUUUUCUCCUUUUCUACGUAUUUGACUAUUUCCACUCUAAACUACGCACAUCAAAAUACAACAAAAAACCGAAUAAUUAUUUUAAAUAAUAAUUGUCGAAGGUGUCUCGAAGAAAACUGUCCAAAAAACAAAAAUAUAUGUUUUUAUAUCACUCAUAUUUCCAAAUAUUUCACCUAAAAAAAGCGAGUCAACAAACGUAUGCAUCAUUAAUUGGACCGCAAUGCCUUUCUCUGAUUGGCUGUGAAUAAGGAAACGUGUCGAAACCGUUUCUUACGCGACUUCACGCUAGCGCUUAUGGGAAAACGAGUACAAAACCAUGGCCUUUCUUUUUUAUUGUGGGCUCUAAUGUUGUAAAGUAAACUACAUUACCCAGUAUUCAUAGGGUGUUGCGUUCAGCGUUGACGUGUGUUUUGUUGGUACUCUGUAAAAUUCCCGUGUCGCAUCACUUUACUGUAAAAUCGCCACAAAUGCCACCAUUUUACUGACAAAUUGUGAAAUAGAAACGUUUUUCUGACGUCGCGUCAGUUUGCGGCGAUGGGCGGUGAAGUAACAACGUUUGGCUCCUUCAUCCUGGUCCUGUUCUUGGCUGGAUACCUGGGUCAGCAGUAUCUACCUCCUCCAAAACCCAAAGUGAUCGGCCUGGACCUGGGCACCACAUUCUGCUCGGUGGGCGUCUUUCACUCGAGCAGUGGCGUGGUGGAGGUGAUCGCCGACGAACAUGGGAGGAAGAGCAUCCCCAGCGCGGUCUCCUUCACCUCAACCGAGGUGCUUUCCGGACACGAGGCCGUGGAGCUGGCCGACACCAACCCGCAAAACACCAUCUACGACGCCAAGAGGUUCAUCGGGAAGGUGUUUGAUCCGGAAGUGAUGCAGCAGGAGAGUGCCCGUUACCCGUUCAAGGUGAUCAGCAACAACGGCAGUGCUGAGUUUCUGAUCACGACAAACCGGACCUUCGCCGUGAGCCCGGAGUUCAUCAGUUCCAGGCUGCUGUUGAAAAUGAAGAAGAUGGCCGAGCGACAGCUGGGUGUACCCAUUCACAAAGCCGUCAUCUCUGUGCCUGCGGAGUUUGACGAGAGGCAGAGGAACUACACCGUCAGAGCUGCCCACCUGGCCGGCCUGGAGAUCCUGCGUGUGAUCAAUGAGCCCACGGCCGCUGCCAUGGCCUACGGUCUCCACAAGGUGGACGUCUUCAACGUGCUGGUGGUGGACCUGGGGGGAGGGACUCUGGACGUGUCUUUGCUGAACAAACAGGGGGGCAUGUUUCUCACCAGAGCCAUGGCAGGAAACAACCAGCUGGGGGGGCAAGACUUCACCCAGAGGUUACUGCAGUACACCACGGAGCGGGUGAGGCAGGAGUUCGGUGUGGCGCCGACUGUCAAAGAGGACAUCCAACGUCUCCGACAGGCGGUGGAGGCCGCGAAGAUCAACCUGACCGUCCAAACCAGCGUCACGAUCUCGGUCCCUCUGCAUCUCCACACCAGCGAAGAAGAUCCCGGCGCUCCCGCUGCGGUUCUUUUCCGAACCGAGAUCGGCCGGGAGCUGUUUGAGGAUUUGAACCGAGAUCUUUUCCAGAAGAUUCUGGCUCCCAUUGAGACCGUGCUCGACGAGGGCCACCUGAAGAAAGAGGACGUGGAUGAGAUCGUUCUGGUGGGCGGCUCCACCAGGAUCCCACGGAUCAGGAAGCUGAUCAGCGAGUACUUUGGGAAAGAGCCGAACACGUCCGUGGACCCCGACCUGGCCGUGGUCACGGGCGUGGCCAUACAGGCCGGAAUCAUGGGCGGCUCCUGGCCGCUGCAAGUGAGUGCCAUAGAAAUCCCCAACAGACACCUGCGCAAGACGAACUUCAUCUGAACUCUGAGUGGUUUCUUCACAUGGACCCACGACUCCGUUUUCUCACUCACGGAGUUGAACAUCGUUCUACGGCCGACGUGUCGACCGUCGCCAUUAAAAUGUACAAACGCUUCCUGUGCUUUUUUUUUGUUUUGUUUUUAGAGGAGCAGCGUCGACGUUCGUCUUUGACAGGAAGUGACCAAUUAGAGCUGCCAAAGUCACCAGUCGUUUCGCUGCUGCAGAACAACAGUGAGGAAAAAAGUCUUUUAGUCGAGUCUUUUAAAGGGACAUUCACACAAUGUCUCAGAGUCAGGGACCAACCACUGGUUUAACAGACGACAGACUGGUCCGUACGUUCUGUGCUAUUUAUUUAUUUUUAUUUUUUGUAGGUUAUUUAAGUAAUUCUCUGUACUGUCAAACUGCCAGUCAGUUAUUUGGACACAAACGUGUUGGUCCAGGUCACUGGAAUAAUUUAUAUUUUCACUGGAAUUAUUUCUAAAGAUGUUGAUACAUACAGGUAUACAUAUAUAUAUUUGUAUGUGUAUA